UAUCGUAAUUUUAAUUUCGAUCGCUAAAAUUACAGGCUACAAAGCGCCCAUUUUCUAACCAGUUUCUGCUAUUCUCAAAGCAAGGAGAGUACAUCGCACUGGUUAAAAAUCUCUGACUACAUUGGUUGCAUUGGGGAUUGCAGUAUUUUGGACUUGAAUCUGUAAAGAUGGCUGCUAAAAGGGGAGGUUGGAGUAUUAGUGAAUCCGGUAUUCUUCGGAAAAAAGAAGAGGAUGAAGAACUUCUUGUGUUCGGAUAUUCGUGUAAAUUGUUUCGUGAUGAUGAAAAGGCACUUUUUAUUGAUCAAGGGAAACAUUUGAUACCAUGGAUGGGAGAUGAAUCGCUGAAAAUCGACAGGUAUGAUGGUCGUGGGGCUCUCAUGGAUCUGAAGCUGUAUGAACCUCCACCAGGUGGCUAUGAUGCAGCUUUAGGCAUGUCAGAAGCAGAGCGUCGUGUGGAACAGCUCUGUGAUGAAGAACGCUACAGGGCACUGCAGCAUAAUGAGGAAGAGGAGGCACUCUACCAAGAAGAGGAGCUGAAGCGUUUACAUCAAGCCCUGGGCAGUCAGGCUUCAUAUGGUCAAGUUGCUUUCAAUUAUGAUAAUGAAGGAGAUGGAUCUGCUCAGCAGGAUGAAGCUACUUCAAAACAAGAGACAGCUGCAGAAGAAGAUGAAGUGUUCAUUGUUCCUCCAGGGUUAGAUAUUCCUGUUGGUAUGGUUGUGCCUGAGACAGUGAAACAGAAUGCCAUCAUUGAAAAGACUGCACAUUUCAUCAGCCGUCAGGGUGCUCAGAUGGAAAUACUCCUGAAGAUGAAACAAGCCAACAACCAGCAGUUCAGUUUUCUGUCAUUUGAUGAUCCACUUCAUGCCUACUAUCGUCAUCUGUUGAUGGCCAUCAAAACAGGGCGGUAUCGGCCAAAAGCACCAAAAACAGAGGAAGCAGAAACGGAUGGAACGAGUGGUGAAGAACACUACCUUCAUCCAAGCCUGGCUUCCACAACUGGUCCAUCACGCCUAGAAUUGGCUCCAUCCAUCCCGAGCAUCGCAUACAAACCUUCGGCAGACUGCGCCUACUCUCUUCUGGUGAACAAGAUUCGUACAAAACAAGUUGAACUGGGUAUUGCACCUGCUGUACCUCCAGUUGAGCCUUCACAGGAAUCUACUCUGGUGACUGGAUACCAUCCGGGUACGAACAGUCAACAGCAGCAGAUGCAGCAGCAGUACCAGCAGCAUUACAGUUCAGUUCAUCAUCAUGCAGCCAUUCCACCAGAACCUAGUCAGGAGAUGGUGCUGAUUAUUGACAAAAUGGCUUCGUAUGUGGCCAAGAACGGAAGAGCAUUUGAAGACAUUGUUCGCAGUAAAUGUGAUAAACGUUUCGCUUUCCUGGAUGACACUCAUCAUCUUCAUGCUCUUUACAAAACGAAAGUAGCUCAUCAUUUGAACUUGUUGCAACCUGCAAAGAAAAAGCGGAAAAAGGCUGCUCAAGAAAGCAGAGCCACGGCAGAACUUGUAGUAUCUACUGUUGAAUUGCAACCAGUGUCAAAGCCAGAAGCAGAGACACAGGACACUGACAUGGCAGUUCAACCGGAGGCCAAUGGAAUUGAGGAUGACCAGCCACCUCCACCAGGGGAAGGUGAUGUUCUAAUUGGACCCCGUCAGGAGCAUAGCCCUGAGCCAGAGAUAAAGGUUGAAGCUCAUCCAGAAUCAAUGAUAGAAAAUGGAGAACAACAUCCAGCUGAUGAAAAACAGUUGUAUUUACAAUCCCCAGUUGCAAGCGAAGAGAAUGAAAGCCAGCAGCAAAAUGAUGAUAGAGAGAGGCAAAGGGAGGAAGAAGAAGAAGAGGAGGAGCAGGAGCAGCAGCAGCAACAGCAACAAGAAGAAAAAGAACAAAAGGAUGACGAUGAGGAGGAGGGAGAGGAGGAGGAGGAACAAGAAGAGGAGGAGGAGGAAGAAAUUGUGAAGGAAGUUGAAGAAGAAAGAAACAAUGAUUCAGAGAUGGAUAAUGAAAAUACAGAAAGUCAGAAACACAGUGAAAGGAGUAGUCGUGAAGCCAGUCCUACAACUGACAGUGAAAAGGAGGGACAACCAAGAAUCAACAAGCCAGCUCCUGUCUGCUUCUCUAUUAAAAAACCAAGAGAGAUGGAAGGUUUAUUGGAAAUGAGAAGUGCUUUGCCUAUAGAGGAAAGUUCAGAUGAAGAAGAGUCCGAAGAGUCCAAAAAAUCAGAAGCAAACAAAAAACAGGAAUCUGUGAGAAAACCGGAACCCGUGAAGCGGGUGGAACCAACAAAGAGAGCAGAAUCAAGUAGGAGGCAGGAACAGAGCAGAAGACCUACAGAAGUUUCAGACCGGAAAAGAACUCAUGACUUUUCUGAUAGAGAAAGAGAACGUGAAAGAGAUAGAGAAAGAGAGAGAGAAAGAGAACGAGAAAGGGAGAGGGAGAGGGAAAGAGAACGAGAAAGGGAGAGGGAGAGAGAGCGUGAGCGAGAAAGAGAACGCAAGAGAGCUGCUGCUUCUGAACGCCGUCGAAUGGAUGCAGAUCGAAAACGCCAUAUGUCCGAUGCCAGGAAAGGGGAAAUUGAGCACAAGAAGUCAGUACCAGAUCGGAGGAAGCCUCAAGUGGAAGCAGAACAGCGACAGAGUGUCCAGCACACAGAGCAGAAGAAGAAAGAAAGAGAGAAAGAGAAAGAAGAGACUCGAAAGGAGACAGAGGUCAUUGAUUUGACGGGCGAGCUGGCAGAGGAGAAGAAGCCAGCAGUUGAUAAGGACAAGUGGGCUGAAGAACGUCUGAAAGACCGUUUAGCAGCUGCUGCACGUGAGAAGAUAGCAGCAGCAGCGAGAGAGAAGCAGAUUCAGUUGGAGAGAAAGAGAAGAGCUGCAGCAUUCCUUAAUAUGAUACGUAAAGAUCAUCCCCUGCCUACAACACCAGUUAUAGGUCCAACGCUACCAGAUGGUGGCCCUGUGCAGAGAGUGAGUGCAGAUGAGGAUGAAAUUUCAUCCUUACCAUCUCCUGCAUCAAGUGAUCUUCUGUCACCACCCACUACACCAGUUCCUAGUCGAGAUGUAGAUAGCUGUGGAACCAGUACAGGCAAUAGUACUCCUGCGCCAGCCCAGCAGUCAUCUCUACUAGCUCGCUUGCAGGCAGCACAGGAAGAACUGAAGCGGCAGGCUCCAAGUCACAGUCCCAGCGCUGAACAUACAAGGCCUUUGAGCGAAGGAGAAACUCAAGUUCGGCAUAAACACAAGAGGAAAAAGGAGUCACAUCACAGUAGUCGACACAAGAAAGGAUCCUCCCCCCAUAAACAUCGACACAAACAUGAGGAACAUGAUAAGCCAAGAAAACUUAAAAGGAAAGAAAGAGAAAGGCCCCAGUUGGACCCUGGCAGUCGACACAGGGAAAAACGGAGAAAGCAUCACAAGAGUAUGAGACGACAUUCAAGUGAAGGUAGUAUUAGUUCAUAACAGUGCCAGGCCAUUCAAGGAAGGCUGGUGUGGGUAAAAGUCUUUUGGCAAAAUAGGACUGUUAUCAAUUAACUAAGGAAAACAGUGGUAGUCAGCAGUGCAGUUGCAGCCAUUUUGAGAGAAUCAGUUUGCUCUCAUUUGGUCCCAUGCUUAUCUUUUGGUGUGUGAUAUUCUUCCAUAAUAACACACAUUUUAAGCAUGAAGAUGUUCGCUACUUGCACACAAUAUUGGCACAAGACAAGUUAUGAGGCACUAUUGACUUCUGUGUGCAGUUUGUUUAUGUUUAUGGAAGAAGUGCAAAAAGAACUUCAGGUUGAUGGUUUACAUAUACCAUCAUUCAUUUAAAUGUACAAAUGGAAAUGGAGGGAAGAUUUUGUAUGUGUUGAAAAGCAUCUUUGUAUUUACGUGUGAACUCUAUGACAGUUUUUGCACAAGACACAGUCUGCAAGUACUGUCUCCCUUGCCAGAUAUAGUUUGUCUGAAUUUUGUUGUUUGCCAUGUACUUCUGGAAAUAUGAAAGAUUUGUAAUUUUUAUUCUCAUGAAGUGUACAGCUGUCUUAUAUUGUUUAUAUUGGAUAUUAGUUGACAGAAUAAUAAAUUUUUUCAUGUUUUA
Molecule: messenger RNA, 4068 nt
Organism: Schistocerca piceifrons (Central American locust)
Lineage: Eukaryota; Metazoa; Arthropoda; Insecta; Orthoptera; Acrididae
Gene: su(w[a])
Product: splicing factor, suppressor of white-apricot homolog
Exons: 15
Coding region: 168-3455 (1095 amino acids)
Biological process (GO): mRNA 5'-splice site recognition; RNA processing
Molecular function (GO): RNA binding
Source: RefSeq, a predicted model, not a curated record